AUGGCCGAUCCUAAUAAUAUAACUAAAGAAAAUUUAACUGAUGAAUGUUCGGAUGAAACAAUUAUUUUGAACGUUGGUGGUAUUAAGUUAGUAUCAGUAACACCAAAAGAAAUAGAAAUCGAGCUGGACUUUUUUCAAAUUCCACGACCAACAUCUAUUGAUAAAAUUGCAAUUACAAAAAUCAGAAAAUUAAUUAACGCGUUCAAUGAAUUAAUUAGUAAAGUUGUAGAAAGUUAUUUGAAAGAAUCUUCCUUUAAAAUCGAUAUUGAUGUACUUUUUCUUAGUAAUGGACAAGCUACAGUUCAUGCUUUAUUAGAAGAAAAUUUAUCGGAUGUAUUUUUAAGCACAAAACGUUAUGCAUAUAAUAUUAUGACCUUAUAUAAGGAAAUAAUUAAAGAACGUCUUGAAAAUGAAUAUCCGGAAUUAACUUGGGUAGGAUAUUUUAUUUAUACAUCUAUCAUUAUUUUCUUUGAAUAA
Racocetra fulgida is the source of this 477-nucleotide messenger RNA. The record is from the annotation of a GenBank genome assembly. NCBI's taxonomy places the organism in Eukaryota, Fungi, Glomeromycota, Glomeromycetes, Diversisporales, Gigasporaceae.